CCGGCUGCUCGCGUCCGGCCGCUCCUUCGGUCCUCGGUGCGCGUCCGGCGCCAUGGCAGCCGUUGCCAUGCCGCUGAGCCACGGCCAGGUUCAGGCGCUCCGUGCGGCGCCCCUUUUCCAGGAACCCAGGCGCCCGGCGCCGCUGGCCUCGGGCGCCGCGGGCGCCGCCUCGCUGCAGCGUGCGCUGGUGGCCUGCGCGGUGGCGGCCUGCGCGCGGCGCGCCGGCCAGGUGGCGAUGCGGAGCACCGCAGUGAAGGAGAAGGAGCGCGAGGCGAGCGGCGAGCUGCUGGCGGAGUUCGAGAGCGGGUGCCUGAAGACUUGGCGCCUCGAGCAAGCGCCGCGGCUGUUGUCCUGGCUCGACACCUGGGACACCGCCGGCCGCGGCGGCCAGGAAACCAACUUCUGGCGCCGGCGGGUGGUCAUGGCAAUGCAGCAGCGCUUGCAGAAAGUGGCCGACAGCGAAAACAGCUCGGGAGGCGCUGAGUUGCAGAUCUACUCAGUGCACCAGACCCCGGAGGGCCAGGCCCUCGCGAUCGCCGUGACCUCGGAGCGACCCUUGGGCUUGGAGCCGCUGCGGGCGCUGCACUUGGACCAGAUCGCGUCGUCCCCGGAGGCGGCGGGCAAGGGGUUCGGGGCCGCGCUGCUGCGGGGCCUGGUACAGCGGGCGCAGAUGGCGCAGCAGGUCUUGGUGCUGGAGCCGCAGAGCCCCGAGCUGGAGGCCUACUUCCUGCGCCAGCGCUUCCGCCCCGCCAAGGAGCUGGACCCGUACCUCUGGAUCCCCUUGGACCUCUCCCCGCAGCUGCCUCGCGUGCAGCUGCGCUACGUGCUGCAGGAGGAGGACCACGAGCGGCUCUUGGCCGCUUUUAAGCGCCCCCCCGAGUGGACGGGCGUCACCGAGGAGUUCUUCCUCACCUCGCGCCAGGACACCUCCGCGCUGGAGGUCCUGGCGCUGAGGGUUUUCCGGGAGGGCGUGCGGCGCACGGGCGCGGCCUGGCGCAUGACGCGGGCCAGCCCCGCCGCGGCCUACCAGGCGCAGGCGGCGGAGGAGGUGGAGCUGGCCGAGGCCAUGGCGGUGAUGCGGUCCCCCGAGAAGCUCGAGGAGGUGGCCUGGGAUUGCGCCCAGGGCUUCGGCCGAGGGAAGGGGCGGCUGCCCGGGAACUUCGCGGGCCUGGGCCGCUGCAGCCGGGGGCUCAGAUCGCUCGGAAUCUACUCCAUCUCCAUUAGCUGUACAGUGGGCAUCUUGGCUGAGGCAGGAGUUGAGCUCGUUGCGCUUUGGGAGAUGCCCGGAGGGCACAUGUUGACCAAACCGGCGGUUUGCGGCAUAGAUUUGGGGGCGAGCGAGUCUUAUGUCGCGUACGUCGGGAAGGGCAUCGUGGACAUUGUGCAGAACGAGGUGUCCAAGCGCAACACCGCUACGCUAGUGGGGUUCACCGACCGAGAGAGAUUGCUCGGCGACGUGGCGCUAGCGCAAAUUCGUUCCAAUGCCAAGAACACUUGCCGGAACUUCAAGCAUUUGCUGGGGAGGAAGCUUGAUGCUCCUGAUGUAGAGAAGGAACACUUCUGGUCAACCUCACCUUUGUGCGAGUGCGACGGCUUCGCCGGGUACAGCGUCACUUACAAGGGUGAGUCCAGAGAGAUUCCGGCCACACAGAUCACGGCGAUGUACCUUACCAAGCUGCGCGACAUCACGGAGAAGUGGUGUCAAGCCAAGGUGCAGGAUGUGGUCAUCGCGGUGCCUUCGUCCUUUUGCGAUGUACAGCGGCAAGCGGUGCUGGACGCGGCGCAGAUCGCCGGGCUCAGCGUUCUUAGAAUCAUGACGAACGAGCACACUGCCACGGCCUUGGCCUACGGUAUCUACCGCUCCAACGAUUUCGAUCCCGAGAAGCCCAUGACGACGGUGGCCUUCUGCUCCAUGGGGCACUCCAUCUUCUCGGUGAGCGUGGUGCAGUUCCUGCGGGGCAAGCUGCGGGUGCUCAGCGAGCGCAGCGACAAGGUGGGGGGCCGGGAUAUGGACGAGUGCCUCAUGCGAGAGUUCGCAGCCCAGUUCAAGAAGAAGGUGGGCUGCGACCCCUUGAGCAGUAAGAAGGCCGCCUUCAAGCUAGAGGACGCGGUCACCAAGACCAAGAAGAUCCUCUCGGCGAACAGCGAGGCCACGGUGAGCGUGGAGUGCCUCAUGGAGGACGAGGACUUUGGCAGCGCCAUGAACCGGGACGACUUCGAGAGGAGAUGUGCGCCCCAAUGA
Effrenium voratum is the source of this 2242-nucleotide messenger RNA. The record is from the annotation of a GenBank genome assembly. Lineage: Eukaryota; Dinophyceae; Suessiales; Symbiodiniaceae.